Morchella importuna is the source of this 1029-nucleotide messenger RNA. RefSeq lists its product as uncharacterized. Gene Ontology annotation, molecular function: ATP binding; cyclin-dependent protein serine/threonine kinase activity. NCBI's taxonomy places the organism in Eukaryota, Fungi, Ascomycota, Pezizomycetes, Pezizales, Morchellaceae. The record is from RefSeq and is a predicted model, not a curated record. Gene Ontology annotation, cellular component: cytoplasm; nucleus. The transcript is spliced from 2 exons. The coding region runs from base 1 to 1029 and encodes 342 amino acids. Gene Ontology annotation, biological process: protein phosphorylation.
AUGGAUCAAUCCGGAAAACGCCACCCCAGUUCGUUCCAGCAACUCGAGAAGUUGGGAGAGGGUACAUAUGCUACGGUUUUUAAGGGGAGAAACCGCCAAACUGGUGAGCUCGUCGCGCUCAAGGAAAUUCACCUUGACAGUGAGGAGGGAACUCCAUCCACUGCCAUUCGUGAGAUCAGCUUGAUGAAAGAGCUCAAACAUGAAAACAUCGUUUCAUUACAUGAUGUAAUCCACACCGAGUCCAAGCUCAUGCUUGUAUUCGAGUUCAUGGAUCGCGACUUGAAGAAGUAUAUGGACCACCGCGGUGAUCGCGGCGCAUUGGAUUACGUCACCAUAAAGUCGUUCAUGCACCAGCUCCUCCAAGGGAUCGCUUUUUGCCACGAGAACCGUGUUUUGCAUCGUGAUUUGAAGCCUCAGAAUCUUCUCAUCAAUAACAAGGGAAUGCUUAAACUGGCUGAUUUUGGUCUGGCCCGUGCCUUCGGUAUUCCUGUAAACACCUUCUCUAACGAGGUCGUGACUCUGUGGUACCGUGCGCCGGACGUGCUCCUUGGGUCCAGGACCUAUAAUACCAGCAUUGAUAUUUGGUCCGCUGGUUGUAUCAUGGCUGAGAUGUACACUGGACGUCCACUCUUCCCCGGAACAACCAACGAGGAUCAGUUGCAGAAGAUCUUCCGGCUGAUGGGUACUCCUUCAGAGCGCUCAUGGCCUGGGAUCUCGCAGUACCCUGAAUACAGAAGUAACUUUCACGUUUACGCUACCCAAGAUCUGCGUAUGAUUCUGCCUCAGGUCGACCCGAUGGGCCUUGACUUGUUGAGCCGCAUGCUACAACUUAGGCCCGAGAUGCGUGUCAGUGCUAAAGACGCACUGAGACACCCAUGGUUCAACGAUCUGAAGCAGCUUCGGGCUGGACUAGCCCAACAGCAGGGACAACAGCAGGCCAGUGCGGAAAGAGCUAGAAUGGAUGCUGCCGUCAGGGCGCAGCAGAUGGGUGCACCAAUGGGUGGUCAUGUAGGCGGACCAGUCUAUUAA